AUGAAUGCCGAUCCUGCUUAUAUUUAUCCCUCAUCUAAAACGAAAAAUUCUGUCCUUUUAUACUUAAAUUCUUCUGUCCUGAGCAUAGAAGCAAUGAAAGAUGAAUUAAUCCAAGACUUUAAUGCAAAGCUAAAAUCCCUGACUUCAAAAUUUAGCGCAGAAUAUAAUGAAAUUUCUAGAAUUCGACUUAAAUACAUAGAAUUGAUAAAAAAAAUUAUAGAAACGUCCCAAAUCAUUGCUAAUUCUACGAGUCUUGCUGAUAAAAUCUUAUGUUUGUCUACAGACCCUGCCUUAGAAAGCUUAUUGCAAAUUCCUUUCAUAACUCAAGGAAUUGAACUCGGACUCAGUCGCCCUGAAUCUUCUCAAAAUCAAAUAGCAGCUUUUCAGCAUAAUACAAAAAACCUCUUGAAAAUCAAUCUAACUCCCCCCCCCCCUCCGUGAGCGAACAAAAAAAUUUUGUUCGCUCACGGAGAGGGGGGUUAAUUUUUUUUUUUAAAAAAAAUUUAUAUAUAAAUUUUUAUAAAAAAUAUUUUUUUCGAAAUUUAAAAAAAUCCUAAUUUGCAAAAAUUGGGAAGCAAAUAUUAAUUUAAUUUGCAAAAUUUAUGUUUUAAAACGCAAUUUGUUUAAAAUUAAACAGAAUUAGCUCUAGAUUUCAUUAUACUAAUUAUCACUUAUAUAUCAAAAUUUUUUUCCAUUAAAAUUUUUUCUAUUAAAAAAAUUUUUGUUCACUCACGGAGGGUGGGUUUUUGGUCAAAAAAUGGCGAUUUUUCUAAUGGUUUUGUUCGCUCACGGAGGGGGGGGGGGGAGUAAGCAAUUUUAAAGAAACAAAAAUCGAAUUAAAUACAAAAAGUAAAGCCAAUGAGCACAUCAUAAUGUGCGAACUUCCAGAUAAUCAAAUAUUCUGCUAUGGAAAUUGAGAACCUGUAGGAACCACAUUUAUAAUUGAUGCUGAGAACAAUAUAAUAGAACUAGAUGAUGGAAAACCUUGCUGCUCAACAUAUGCGACAUUAUUUGAAGAUUCAAUCUAUGUAUUUGGUGGUUGAAAGACUAAAGGGGAGAGAUCUAAUUUUGCAGUAAAAUUCAGUUUACAGACUGCAGAGUGAAAAGAUUUGGCCCCUCUUCCAAUAUCUUCAACAGCAGUUUGCUCUUUAGCUGCUGACAAUGAAAUAUGGCUUUCAGGUUACAAUCAUCAGAAGCUAUAUUCUUACAGCAUAGAAAAAAAUAAUUAUCAAGAAUAUAUAGAUCUUGCACUCAAUUGUAAUAAAAUUAUAUGCAGAGGAGAUUCAUUGUCAAUAUAUGUAAUUGAGUCAGGAGGAAAAAUAAUCAAAAGCGAAUUUGAUGGGUACAAUUGACAGCUAGUCGGCAAUAUAUUACAAUUCAACGAUGUUAUAUCUUACUAUAAAUUGUAUAUGGGAUCCGUUUACUUCUUAGAUUAUGAUUAUGUUUUAUAUGCAUUUAAUCUAGGUGAAAAGCAUUUAGAUAUGAUUAAACAAUUUAAUUAA
Blepharisma stoltei is the source of this 1502-nucleotide messenger RNA. NCBI's taxonomy places the organism in Eukaryota, Ciliophora, Heterotrichea, Heterotrichida, Blepharismidae. The record is from the annotation of a GenBank genome assembly.